This is a messenger RNA of Tribolium castaneum (red flour beetle), 1016 nucleotides long. RefSeq lists its product as uncharacterized. The record is from RefSeq and is a predicted model, not a curated record. The coding region runs from base 108 to 950 and encodes 280 amino acids. NCBI's taxonomy places the organism in Eukaryota, Metazoa, Arthropoda, Insecta, Coleoptera, Tenebrionidae. The transcript is spliced from 4 exons.
AGAAGUCAUCGGUUGAGUAUCCAAAAGACGCAAAUUUUUGAAAAUAUCUUAUCGUUUUAUCGAUUCUCAUGUAUAAAGUCGCCAACAAGUAAACAAUCAAUAACAAAAUGCGAAAAUUAAUUGUAGCUACAUGUUUGAUAACCCUUGUGUGGGGUUACCACGUCAAAACCCAAGAUUUUGAUGUGGCCAUUGAAAGUAUUGAAUUUACGAAAAUUCCGGCAAAGUAUAACUUAAAUUUUGCAAAUGAAGAAGUUCUAAAGGAAAUUAUUGGAGGAAUAAAGCGACCGAAGAGUGGAACUGAAGCAAUCUUGAAUGAAUACGCGGAUAAAAUUUUCCAAAAUAUCCAAAAUCUGAUGAUUCAUGGCGGUUUUGACCCAAUUGAAAUGCCCGACAUGCACACGGGUUUCAACUAUACUCUGAUCAUCACGUACCAUGGCGAGCUGGACUUGACCCAUGGCUGGUUGAGCGACUUGUCGACCAUCCAUCGAAGUGGCGAUGUUGUCGUUUCCUACAGUUCCAAUACCAAGUAUUUGGAAAUCACAGUUCCAAUAGCCUUCGAUGACUUACAAUUCACUUAUGACUACAGUGCCAAAAUCAUGGGCUUGGGACCCACGGGUGGUAUCGAAGGUAAAGCCAAUUCGGUGGGUGUGCGAGUGAAAAUUGGGUUCAAUGUUGAGACUUUGGAGGCGUCUUUAGAUGAGUUUAGUAUCACGAAUUCGGGACGUAUCACUUUUCAUUUUAAUGGAAACGCACUCAUUGACUGGCUUCUCAACUUGUUGACUGACGUGACAACAAUUCUUUUAAAACGAGUUAUUUUGUUAGUGGUCGAAAAUGUUAUUAAAGGAGGUUUGUCAGCGGCUAUUGAUGCGAUAAAUGAGGCGAUUAAUGGGUUCUUGAAUCCUACGACUCCGGUUCCUGACACUACACCCGCACUUUUAUAUUAUAAAUAGCAGUAUUUUGAAACGCAGAAAAAUAAAGAAAAACUUAGUAACAAAUAAAAGUAAGAACACAUAAUA